UCUUGCAAAAAGAUCCCCACCUAACGCUUCAUCCAACGGCCGAUGUUUGAUCAGAAAAAAAUCUCAUUUCCCGACCGUGGGAUCAGAACCAAAAAACUCUAGAACCAUCUCUAAUCCCCGUUCGGUGCACCGUGACCCUAACCCGAAUAAAUACACCCUCAUCUCUAACAUAACCCUAAGUAAAAUUCAUCAAAAUUCUCAGCACCUAACACCGUUUCAAAUCCUUCUCGAUUGCACCGUCGUAACCGGCAUGUGUGUAUGAAUUUUGAGGUGUUGGUUAUCUUUGAUUAAAAUGAGCAGUAUUCAAAUUGCUGCAAUUAAUCAUGGGAUUAACGUCCCAAAAGUAUCUCAGUUGAGACACAGUUUUCAUUGUGGACCAUGUUUACUGCCUAUGCGUUUUGACCCUCUCUUUGUGAGUUCUCUGAGCCUGAGAACUGAACAUUCUUCUCGGCAAUCUCUCCAUGUUUGUUUCGCCGGUGGACAGGGAAUGAUGGAAAAUAAUGGGGAUUUCCAGAGGAAAUCUCUUCAGGAAGCUAUGGGACAAUUGAAGGGACAGUCAUUAGAGGAUAUGUUGCGAGAGCAAAUGCAAAAGGGAGGAAGUGGGGGCAGUCCUCCAGGAGGACGAGGUGGCAGUGGUGGUGGGGGAAGCUCCAGUGGGUCAGAUGGGAUGUCAAACGAAUCUCUUCAAAUUGUUUUAGCAACAGCUAGCUUUAUAUUGAUGUAUAUUUUUGUCAUCGAUGGGUUAGAACUUAUAAAGCUAGCUAGGGACUGCAUCAAGUUUGUGUCUGGUAAAGGCCAGAGUGUUCGAUUGAAGCGAGCCACAUACAAAUGGGUACGAUUAUACAAUAUUAUCAUUGAGAAGAAGGAAGCUAUCAAGAAUGGAUUGGAGAAAGCAUCCACAUAUUGGUUCCACCCUGAUUUCUUUCGAGGUCUCCUUAGGCGACAUUACAUUAAAUCAAAUCCACAAGAAUAAUUUUUCUAUGUACCUAUUCAUAUAAAUUGUCACUUGGGGCAAAAAAUACAUUCAAUAUCAAUUUUUUUGGCAUACAUGUUGCUGAAUUUUCACCUUAUCAGAAUGUUAGAGAAUCUAAAGUUCUUCAAGA
Cajanus cajan (pigeon pea) is the source of this 1103-nucleotide messenger RNA. RefSeq lists its product as uncharacterized. Gene Ontology annotation, cellular component: chloroplast. The record is from RefSeq and is a predicted model, not a curated record. NCBI's taxonomy places the organism in Eukaryota, Viridiplantae, Streptophyta, Magnoliopsida, Fabales, Fabaceae.